AAAAUAUGUAUAAAACCUAAUUCUACGCAUUAUUUCACACUUAUUGGAAUACAUACCCACAUCGCGUGUUACGUUGCGGCAAGUGAAAUUUUAUUUAUUUCUAUCUCACACAGUGUCUUGUCUUCUGCCAACACAUCCCUAUCGCUGUUAUGUUAAUCCAUACGAUUUAACAUGAAAAUGCUAUAACAAAAAAAAAAUCGAAAAAGAAAUUAGAAGUGAAAACGUUUACCUAACAGCUGCAUAAUUGCUUGAAUAGCGAACAGCAACGAAUGGCAAAUAAAAUGAAAGAGACUAUUUAUGAGAGUGUACCAGCUGAUGGAUUUUACGUGGAUAUGUUGCAACAUCAAAGAGAUUCGAGGCAACCAUAUGCCUGCUGGUGUCACCCAAAACAAGCACAAAUAGGAUGCGUGAAGUGUCAAAGAGCUGCCGCUGUCGCCGCGACCGCUACGACAAUGGCAACAACGACGACGAUGACAACCAGAAUUGCGGUAGGCGGCAUCGAGGGUGAUGAUGAUAAUGAAAAUGAUUCUAAUUCUGAUUCUGAUUGUGAUUCGGACUCCGUUGCGUUAGAUAAUUGUACAGAUAGUGAUGGUGAUGAUGUCAGCUCUGGCAUUAACAGUAAGGCAGUUACAGAAAAUGUUUCUAUCGAUAAUGAAGUGACAACGGUUUUGAAUGGUGCUACUUUUAGUAAAAUUAUGAAAAAUAUUGCAAAUAAAAAUACGAAAAAUAAUAAUGCUAGUGAUUCUUCUAAUAAUUGCAAAGAAAAACUUGCAAACGCUUAUAAUGAUCGCCUAAAUCAUAGUGCUGCUGUUAAUAAAGAUUAUGCGAAAAAUGUUAGUUAUAAUGAAAACUAUAGUAGUAAUAAUAAUAAUAAUAAUAAUAAUGUAGUAAUUAGUGACUGUUGUCCAAAAAUCGCAACUAUAAGUUUAAGCCAAAGUAGUAAUAUAACUGACCGUAGCGUAAAAACCAAAACUAAAGUAGAAGCAAACUCUUCAAUUGCAACAAGCAUACAAAAUGCUGAUGAUGCAUUAAAAAACAGUGAAUCGCUAACAAGUGAUGUACUUGCUUUCGCGCGUGCUCAACUCCUUAGCUUAUGGCUAGCAUUCGUUGCAUUCUGUGAUGCAGUUACUAUUAAACAUGACGAUCCACGUUUCGUCGAGGCUCGUAGGCGACAGGAACAGGAAAACAAAAGAAAAGAACAUGAAAAGAAAAGCGACAUCGGAUCGCAUGCACCGCUAGACAAUGAAAAAGAUGCUUCCAAAACAAAACCGUCUCGGCAUUUUAAGUUGCUGACAAAUCGUAAAUUAAUAUUUCUCUUCAUCGUCUGUGUAUUCUUCUCCUGUUUGCAUCGCAUUGAAGGCCGUCCGAAUAGUUUGGUGCAAGAAAAUUCGAUUGCAGUUGAAUUUAGCGCGACUAUGCCGACACCAGCUGCAGUUAUUGCGGCUACGACUGCAACAGACGCGUCACAGGGCGACAGUGGUGUGACGCCUGCGCGAUUGACGGUUGCAACAAGCGGCAGUGAUGAUAAUAAAAUUGCACUUCAAACUAAUGCCAUAGCACCAGAGCCUACACCAAGUGAAAAACCUAAAGAAGUCGAUACACAUAGACCACCGAUAAUGAUUUCAGCACAUGACGAUGAUGAUCCCUAUGCGCAUAGACCAGAACGUUAUCCGCUCUCCCAAGUGGAUUUUGAUAGAGUGAAAACGCCAUUUAUAAUUGGUAUCUGGAUAUUGUCGGCUAGUAUAGCGAAAAUUGGUUUUCAUAUGACACCAAAAUUACAUCUCAUUUUCCCGGAAUCCUGUUUGCUGAUUGUUGUUGGUGUUAUUAUUGGUUUUGUUCUGUACUUUUGCACUGAUGUCGCCGUCUCGCCACUCACACCAAACACAUUCUUCUUCUACAUGCUACCACCGAUUAUUCUGGAUGCUGGCUACUUCAUGCCAAAUCGUUUAUUCUUCGACAAUUUGGGCACAAUUCUGUUAAUGGCUGUGGUCGGCACUGUUUUCAAUACGGCAACAAUAGGUCUUUCACUUUGGGGUUGCGGUUUGACUGGCAUGUUUGGUCCUGAAGUUCCACGAUUUCUGGACACAUUCCUGUUUGCUGCGUUAAUUUCUGCUGUUGAUCCGGUAGCUGUUUUGGCCGUUUUUGAAGAGAUUCACGUCAAUGAAGUACUAUAUAUUGUUGUAUUUGGUGAAUCACUGUUAAACGAUGCUGUGACGGUCGUUAUGUAUCAUAUGAUGGAAGUAUACAACGAAAUCGGCAUAUCUGAGAUAAUUGCUCAAGAUAUUGCCAGCGGCGUAGGUUCCUUCUUUGUUGUUGCCAUUGGUGGUACUGUCAUUGGCAUAAUUUGGGGCUUCCUAACCGGUCUAGUGACUCGUUUCACCGAUCAUGUGCGUGUCAUUGAACCGAUCUUCAUCUUUGUAAUGGCAUAUUUGGCUUAUCUUAAUGCGGAAAUAUUCCAUAUGAGUGGCAUUUUAGCCAUAACCUUCUGUGGCAUUACAAUGAAAAACUAUGUUGAAGCGAAUAUUUCACAAAAAUCGCAUACAACAAUAAAAUAUGCACUGAAAAUGUUAUCCAGUUCAUCGGAAACAAUUAUAUUCAUGUUCCUCGGUGUGGCAACAGUCAAUAAUAAUCACGUGUGGAACACUGCCUUUGUACUGUUGACUAUUACAUUCUGUUCGGUGUAUCGUGUUUUUGGAGUUGUGAUAUUAUCUGCAUUGGCGAAUCGUUUCCGAUUGCACAAGUUGUCACGUGUCGAUCAAUUUGUUAUGUCCUAUGGCGGUUUACGUGGUGCGGUCGCCUUUGCAUUGGUGCUGUUGGUCGAUGAGCGUAUCGUCAAACAAAAGGAUAUGUAUGUGACAACCACAAUAGCUGUGAUUUAUUUCACUGUUUUCCUGCAAGGCAUAACGAUAAAACCGCUGGUGAAGUUGUUGAAAGUGAAGCGUGCAAGCAAGAAAAAGCCAACAAUGAAUGAACGCAUACAUGAGCGGUUCAUGGACCACUUGAUGGCUGGUAUUGAAGAUAUAAUUGGCAAGACUGGCAACUACAAUGUGCGGGAUAAGUUCAAACGUUUCGACAACCGCUUCAUCAGGCCGCUUGUGAUAAGAGAUUUAAAGGGCGCCGAACCGAAAAUCAUAGAAACCUAUUCGAAACUUACGAUGCGUGAUGCUAUGGAAGUGAUGCGUCGCAAUCCCUCUACCAUCGGACAAAUAACGGCCACCGAAUCGAUGAGUGCUCUCUUCAGAAAUUACACCAGUAAUUGUAUUGGUGGAAGGUGGGCACCACCAACUAUUUACACAACAUGUCCAAGCCUUACGAAUCUGGACAAUAGUUGCUCACGCAAUCUCGAUAUGCAUGAGUUGGAUUAUAAUCCGUCGAAAAAAGAUCUGACAGAUGCAAAAAUACAUCAUCUACUUGCCGAGGAGCUGAAACCGUAUCGAAGGCACCGCCGCCUUAGUUAUAGCCGACACGCAGUAGAUGACAGAGAUUUGUCUACGCAGGUGAAUUACAAAAUGCAAAUGAAUUUCCGACGCAUGUUCAACGAUCGGAAACAUCACAAGCGCAGCAAACGUGCCAGUAGUAAGCAACAAGAUGGUGUUAAACAAAAUCAUGUGUCAUUCCACGACUUCCAACAGAACGGGACAACGAAACAAUUCACGCAUGGUACGCACAAAACGAAACAUCAAUUUCGCAAAAUUCUAAUCAGAAAACAUAAUCACAAUUCACUUAACAAAUAUCGUAGAUUAGAAAUAGAUUAUAUUAAUGAUGUUCUCAAUGAAUCAGGAGAAGAAAAUCUGGCCAAACUGAACGAGGUGACAGUUGUGAGCGGCGAUGAUUGGGAUGAUGGCUUAACAUUUACGGCGAAAUCUUCACCGGACUCGGAUCGUGCCAAUAAUAACUCCCUUAUAGCACACAUACAGAAUUUACCCGGUUUCGAUGCAUCAAAGGCGCGCAUCGUCCAACACUACUCCGCACCGAAAAGUGAAAACGGCAGCCCUGAGAAAUUAUUAACGCCCGAUAUGGGCCCGACAGCGGCCGAAUCGAUAUUGCCAUGGCGACGGGAUCGUUCCUACCAGUGCAUUGUUGCUGAAAAUCCCAUACCUGAGGAAGAUCACAAUAUCUCACGUGAUUCAGAUGGUGAACGCCGUGUGGCAACACCCACCGCCACCGAGUCGCAGCUACCCUGGAAGCGACAGGGUGAUGAGUUGUCAGAUGCUGUGCAACAAAACGAGUUUCCCGCCUGGGCUUCAAAUAAGGAGUAUCUGGCAUACAACUCACCCAGUGCCACAUUUUUAGGUGGUAUCAAUAAACCUAAACAGCCCAAGUCUGUCAUAGGUUUAUUCCGGCGUGAGAGUUGCGGUUCGAAGGGUGGCAGCAGCCUAUUUGAUCCCUUAGACAGUCUUGGUUCAGCACGUGGCUCUGAUCCCACACUGGCGAACGCUUUGAUUAGUGGUUUGCCAAUGAUGCCAUUGAUACAGCCGCCACAUUCAAAUCCCCGCCUUGAUAAGCGUUCGCAAUCGAUUUCAGUUGCCUCAUCAGGCGGCAACAACAGCAUCGGCGUAAAUAUUGGUGACAUGGCUCAUGCUGGCCCCUUCCCGGUUACGGCCAGCCAUCGACGCAAUGUACGCCGCGGCUCAAUGUUGGAGUUAAGUGGACUUAUUGUGACUGGACGCAGACCCAGUAAAGUUUUUCAAUUUAAUUCAACAUUCAAAGACAUAGCAACUGCAUAUCCUACCACAACUAAUACUAGUAAUAGUAAUACUACUGCAACAACACCAACUAAUAAAACUACUAUUAGUACUCCUACUACUACUACUACUACUACUACUACUACUAAUUCCACUAUAACGAAUACAACUCCAACUACUGGAACAAUUAAUACGACUAGCACAGCGACUACACCAAUAAGUAAUUGUACUAUUUCCAGUUUAGUUAAUAAAAGUAUCGAUAACGCUACUGCUACCACAACAACAACAACAACAACAACAACAACAACAACAAAAACUACAACCACUACAUUUACAACUAUAACAACUGCUACUACUACUGCUACUAAUAACUCUUCCUCCACAAAGGAUAAUGUUACUACUACUCCAACAACAGCUACCUAUUUUGCUACAACAACAACCUCUUCAAAUGCUACCACACCUAAUUCAACAACAACAACAUUUGACAAUAGUGAUAGUAUGUAGCUGCUAACUGGUUGCUAACAUGCGCUUGAGUAAAAUUUACAAUAUAUUUGUGUACAUACAUAUGUAUAGUAGUAUUUAUGUACCUUAAAAAUUUAUAUAAUGAGAAAGCAAUAAGAAGUUUCUUUAACUUCCGGUCGUAACUGUUAAGAUCGCCAGCAUUUGUGUUUUAGAUAAAAGCUUGAGUAACACAUAUUUAUACAUACAAAUUGCAUACAUAUUAG
Messenger RNA from Rhagoletis zephyria (snowberry fruit fly), 5410 nucleotides. RefSeq names its product Na[+]/H[+] hydrogen exchanger 2 (gene Nhe2). Gene Ontology annotation, cellular component: plasma membrane. NCBI's taxonomy places the organism in Eukaryota, Metazoa, Arthropoda, Insecta, Diptera, Tephritidae. Gene Ontology annotation, biological process: proton transmembrane transport; sodium ion import across plasma membrane; regulation of intracellular pH. Gene Ontology annotation, molecular function: potassium:proton antiporter activity; sodium:proton antiporter activity. The record is from RefSeq and is a predicted model, not a curated record.